CAAACCUGUCCUGCCUGAAGGAUGCCUAAGUGCGGGGAGGAUUCCAGCUAACAUUGGCUUUCCAGUUGGGAAGAGGCUACAACCCCUGCGAGCUCUUGCACUCUGACAGCCACAACGAUUCUGAGCUACUUGCAUCUUGUGUUCAUACCACUUUUCCUUUUCAUCCAAGCACCUUACUUCAGUAUAUAUCUUCCUGCCUGAGAGAUCCUUUGCUCCACUAGAGCAGGGAAGGAAUAAACUCACAAAAAUGGGAAAGAAAAGGUCUGACAUUUACUCGGUCGAGAUCCAUGGCACACAGGAUCUGGAGAAAACAGACAAGGAAGAUGAAGAGGAAAAGUACAAAGACCUGAAAGGCAACAAGAAAAAAAGCAAGAAGACAGAUGACCUUAAGAAAGAACUGGACUUGGAUGACCACAAACUCAGCAAAGAAGAGCUGGAGGAAAAAUACACUACAAGCAUCAGCAAGGGUCUCACUAGUGCAAGAGCAGCAGAGAUUCUGGCCCGAGAUGGUCCCAACGCUCUCACUCCUCCUAAAUCCACUCCUGAAAUCAUUAAGUUCCUCAAGCAGAUGGUGGGAGGGUUCUCCAUCCUCUUAUGGGUGGGGGCUUUGCUCUGCUGGAUUGCCUUUGGGAUUCAGCUUGCUCAAGGUGUUGCUUCAGCAUUUGACAAUCUGUACUUGGGAGUAGUCCUCGCUUUGGUUGUCAUCCUCACCGGUAUCUUCGCUUACUACCAAGAGGCUAAAAGUACCAACAUCAUGGCCAGCUUCAGUAAAAUGAUUCCACAGCAAGCUCUUGUCAUCCGAGAUGGAGAGAAGAAGGAAGUGCCUGCAGAGCAGCUAGUGGUGGGGGACAUGGUGGAGAUUAAAGGUGGAGAUCGGAUCCCAGCUGACAUCCGUCUGAUCUUUUCUCAGGGGUGUAAGGUGGAUAAUUCCUCUCUCACGGGGGAAUCAGAACCACAAAGCCGUUCCUGCGACUUCACCCAUGAAAACCCCUUGGAGACUAAGAACAUUGCAUUCUAUUCUACAACCUGCCUGGAAGGGAACCAAUCCCACACGGUGGUGAUAACCUCUCCUUUUCUUCCAGGUACUGCCACUGGCAUGGUAAUCAACACUGGGGAUCACACUAUCAUCGGGCGCAUUGCCUCACUGGCAUCCGGAGUUGGGAAUGAGAAAACACCCAUUGCUAUUGAGAUUGAGCACUUUGUGCAUAUUGUGGCAGGAGUGGCUGUUUCUAUUGGGGUUCUCUUCUUCAUCAUUGCUGUGUCCAUGAAAUACAAGGUUCUGGACUCCAUCAUCUUUCUCAUUGGCAUCAUUGUGGCCAAUGUGCCCGAAGGACUGCUAGCCACCGUUACUGUGAGUUUGUCUCUGACAGCCAAGCGAAUGGCAAAGAAGAAUUGCCUGGUAAAGAACUUAGAAGCUGUGGAAACGCUGGGCUCGACCUCCAUCAUCUGCUCUGACAAGACAGGGACCCUCACACAGAACAGGAUGACUGUUGCCCAUCUUUGGUUUGACGAUCAGAUCUACUCGGCUGAUACCAGUGAAGAACAAACAACCCAGUCCUUUGAUCAAAGUUCUCAAUCAUGGGCAACUUUAUCAAAGAUCGUAACCCUCUGCAACCGAGCCGAAUUCAAACCAGGACAGGAGAACGUUCCAAUAAUGAAGAGAGUUGUGGUGGGUGACGCCUCAGAAACAGCCCUGCUGAAAUUUGCUGAAGUAAUCUUGGGUGAUGUAAUGGGCAUUAGAAAACGGAACAGAAAAGUGGCCGAAAUUCCUUUCAAUUCUACUAACAAAUUCCAGCUCUCAAUCCAUGAGACCGAAGACCCCAAUGAUAAACGCUUCCUGCUGGUGAUGAAAGGAGCCCCAGAGAGGAUCCUAGAGAGAUGCAGCACCAUCAUGAUCAAUGGCGAAGAACAGCCACUGGAUAGAGAGAGGGCUGAGGCUUUUCAGACGGCAUACAUGGAAUUGGGAGGCCUGGGAGAGAGAGUGCUGGGCUUCUGCCAUUUGUACCUGCCAGAGGAUGAGUUUCCAGACACCUACCCCUUUGAUACAGACUCCAUGAACUUCCCCACCUCCAACCUGUGCUUUGUAGGACUCUUAUCCAUGAUUGACCCACCUCGCUCCACCGUGCCAGAUGCCGUGUCAAAGUGCCGCAGUGCUGGGAUCAAGGUUAUCAUGGUCACUGGCGAUCAUCCAAUCACAGCAAAAGCAAUUGCCAAGAGUGUAGGCAUCAUUUCCGCCAACAGCGAGACCGUGGAAGAUAUUGCCAAGCGCCUCAAUGUUCCAGUCGAGCAAGUCAAUAAACAGGAUGCUAGAGCUGCUGUAAUUAACGGAAUGGAGCUUAAGGAUAUGACCGCAGAGCAGCUGGAUGAGAUCUUGAUCAAUCACUCAGAAAUAGUCUUCGCUCGCACCUCACCCCAGCAGAAACUGAUUAUAGUGGAGGGCUGCCAAAGGCAGGAUGCAGUUGUUGCGGUGACUGGAGAUGGAGUCAAUGACUCCCCAGCUCUGAAAAAGGCAGAUAUUGGAAUUGCUAUGGGUAUCGCCGGCUCCGACGCAGCUAAAAACGCAGCUGACAUGAUCUUGCUGGAUGAUAACUUUGCUUCUAUUGUCACAGGAGUGGAGGAAGGCCGCUUGAUCUUUGAUAACCUAAAGAAAACCAUCGCCUACACCCUGACCAAGAAUAUUGCCGAGCUCUGUCCCUUCCUGAUCUACAUUAUCGCCAGCAUCCCACUGCCUAUUGGCACAAUCACUAUUCUGUUCAUCGACCUGGGCACAGACAUCAUUCCCUCUGUCGCGUUAGCCUAUGAGAAAGCUGAAAGUGACAUUAUGAACAGGAGACCCCGGCACAAGAAGAAGGACAGGCUGGUGAACGAGCAGCUCGCUGUGUACUCCUAUUUGCAGAUUGGGAUCCUACAGUCGAUUGGAGCCUUCCUGGCCUAUUUUACCGUGUAUGCUGAACAGGGCUGGCUUCCUAACACACUGCUCGGCUUACGUGUCAAUUGGGAAGAUGAUUACUAUAAUGACAUAGAGGACAGCUAUGGGCAAGAAUGGACUAGAUACCAACGGACAUAUCUGCAGUGGAGUGGCUACACUGCCUUUUUUGUCAGCAUCACAAUUCAGCAAGUGGCAGAUCUGAUCAUCAGGAAAACAAGGAGGAAUUCCAUUUUCCAGCAAGGUCUUCUUAGGAAUAAAGUCAUCUGGGUGGGUAUAUUCUCCCAGAUAGCAAUCGCUCUGAUUCUCUGUUAUGGUCUCGGAAGUGUUACUGCCUUGAACUUCACGCCCCUUCGGGUUCAGUAUUGGUUUGUGGCCAUGCCUUAUGCCAUCUUGAUAUGGGUCUAUGAUGAAAUCCGCAAGCUUUUCAUCAGGCAAUACCCAGGAAGUUGGUGGGACAAGAACAUGUAUUACUGAAACAGCCGUCAUCACUGUUCUCCUUUCUCCCUGCUGGAGAGUUCUUUAAUUGUCUCAACCGGCCUCUGCUGCUGAAUGGUCCUGUCUGUGCAAUAUAAAAUAACCACAGGGGUUGCCCUCAUCAUGAAGAAACAAGGACUUACAAGGCUGAAAAACCACCUUACACUGUACUGUAAAGCUUAGACUUGGCUAAAAAUUUAAAUGCAAUCUAUUUUUUUAUAAAUACUUUUUUUUCCUGUUUAAAGUGUAUAAAGUUAAUGGAAAAAAACCUCUUAUGUAUAUAGACAUUAAGGAAAUCACACAUUUGUAACUUAAGGCAUUGACUUGCACUAGGUUUGUUCAAGCUGUUUUAUUUGUUUGCUGUUUUGGUGCAAUUGAACUGUGAGCAAGUGCAUAUGCAGAUCUGAGUUAUGUCACCAAGGAUGACUAGACUGUAUAGGCACAAUUUGAUAAUAA
Messenger RNA from Trachemys scripta elegans, 3859 nucleotides. It is a transcript of the gene ATP12A, whose product is annotated as ATPase H+/K+ transporting non-gastric alpha2 subunit. The coding region runs from base 248 to 3403 and encodes 1051 amino acids. Gene Ontology annotation, molecular function: ATP binding; P-type sodium:potassium-exchanging transporter activity; ATP hydrolysis activity. The transcript has 23 exons. NCBI's taxonomy places the organism in Eukaryota, Metazoa, Chordata, Testudines, Emydidae. The record is from RefSeq and is a predicted model, not a curated record. Gene Ontology annotation, cellular component: membrane. Gene Ontology annotation, biological process: sodium ion export across plasma membrane; potassium ion import across plasma membrane; intracellular potassium ion homeostasis.